Messenger RNA from Fonsecaea erecta, 1488 nucleotides. RefSeq lists its product as hypothetical. The record is from RefSeq and is a predicted model, not a curated record. The transcript has a single exon. The coding region runs from base 1 to 1488 and encodes 495 amino acids. NCBI's taxonomy places the organism in Eukaryota, Fungi, Ascomycota, Eurotiomycetes, Chaetothyriales, Herpotrichiellaceae.
AUGGCCAAACAAUCAGUGCUAGAUCUCGAGGUCCAGGACUUAGAUCCAGAGGGUCACACAACAGUAACACUCAGAUAUGACCCCGGAACUCAGAAGUUUCAGGUUCACCAUCCUCAGCGAACGUUGUCGCCCAGCACAUCGUUUUUCACGAAAUGCAUGGCCCCGUUCCUGCCAGCGGGGUACCCUUCUUCCGUACGAUCGGAUUACACUCCGUACCAGAUCUACGAUUCCGCCCAAGCAUUUGCUUCUACCAUUGCAGGUUUGCUAGCCUCAAGGGCUGUCUUUGUUGGAAUGGGCGUUGGGUCUGAGGAUGCCUCGCUUGUGACCACGAUGUUACUGUACGUUGCACAAGAAACCAUUGGGCGGGUUGCCACUAUUCUGUUCGCCUACCAGUUUUCGCAGAAGAUCGAAGCAGAAGUCAAGUUCUAUCGCUUCUUUGCCGACAUUGUCAACGAUAUAGCCUUCGUCCUUGACUGCCUGAGUCCAGGUCUGCCGCUGCUGGGGCGAAUCUGGACUCUGUGUAUCAGCAAUGCGUGCAGAGCUGUCUGCGGAGUCUCUGGUGGGAGCAGUAAGGCUAUCUUAAGCUCUCACUUCGCCAAGGAAGGCAACAUCGGAGAACUCAAUGCCAAAGAUGGCAGUCAGGAGACUGUCGUCAGCUUGGUCGGUAUGUGGGUUGGAGGUUUACUUGUCAGCAAAGUGCAGGGCACUUUCGAGACCUGGUGCUGCUUGCUGCCCUUGCUAGCAAUGCACCUGUGGGCAAAUUGGAAGGCUGUGAAGAGUGUGCGUCUGACUUCACUCAACAAGGACAGAGCCACUCUUUUGUUCAGUGCGCUCCUUCAGGGCAAGGUCAAAGGUCUCAAUGAGGUAGGCGAGGAGGAAUCCAUCUUGGGGCUAGGAAAGAUACUACGUGUCUUCAGUGACCAGAACGCCUUCCAAGUCGGUGUUAGCGUCAACAAGUUCCUGCAACACUUACCUGGCAAUGCGAACAAUUCCGCUCGAAAAUACGACCAUUUCGCUCAGCUGCUGAGGGUAUUUCAGGAGGAAGAUUAUCUGCUCUGGUGGGAUGUGCAAUCAAACCAAGGAUUCGUGCUGCUGAAAGAAUCGGCCACGGCUGAAACACAGGCGAGGGCGAUCUGCCAUCUACUUCGAAUUUCGAUGCGCAUGAAGGCAACCACGAAACCUGUCAACCUUUCGCAGCAGCGGAUCCUCGCGCAAAGCCGGCAAGAGACCUCCAGUACCACACCGAGUCACGAAAGCCCAGAGGAGAAGUCAAAUAUCCACGGUCAGUCCUUGCACUCGUACGACGGGCUUGACCCAGUCGUUCAGUCAAUUGUUGACACACUCCAUGAAAAUCGACAAGAAUGGCAAAAUAUGCACGAUCUCGCCCAGCGCGUCGGGUGGGAUCUCAACCUCACAAAUCUCGUCAGAGGACCUUGUCACCGCCUCCGAAUAGGGGACGCUUCACAUGAGAACAAAAAGAACAAAUGA